Nannizzia gypsea CBS 118893 is the source of this 2442-nucleotide messenger RNA. RefSeq names its product pre-mRNA-splicing ATP-dependent RNA helicase PRP28. Bases 1 to 2442 code for a protein of 813 amino acids. NCBI's taxonomy places the organism in Eukaryota, Fungi, Ascomycota, Eurotiomycetes, Onygenales, Arthrodermataceae. Gene Ontology annotation, molecular function: RNA binding; RNA helicase activity; ATP binding. Gene Ontology annotation, biological process: mRNA splicing, via spliceosome. The transcript has 3 exons. Gene Ontology annotation, cellular component: catalytic step 2 spliceosome. The record is from RefSeq and is a predicted model, not a curated record.
AUGGACGGAAUAGAAGACACUAGCUACGGGGCUAUUGAACCUCCACGGCCUCCUCCAGAGCCCAUAGAACGACCUCCGACUCCUCCGCCUCCUCCCCCUACCGACCAUAGCUUGCCUCCUCCGCCGCCGCCAGAUGUUCCGGCUCCUCCACCCCCAGAUUCUCUCGCUCCUCCCCCGCCUCCCCCCCCGGAGCCGAAGAAAAAGAAAGGAUGGGGAGCGCCGAAAGCGUCGACUCCUCUAAGUGUAGAGGAAUUGCUUCGGAAGAAAAAAGAAGCAGAUGAGGCAGCGUCAAAACCAAAAUUCCUUAGUAAAGCGCAGAGAGAGAAGAUUGCGCUGGAAAAACGAGUAAAGGAAGUCGACAGUGGUCGCCGCGCGAAGUCAACGGCCAACGGCAGUUCUGGAUCAGAUUCAAGGACUCUAGAUACAGAUUCAAAUGGAUAUUCUUCGGCUUUAGCUUCUCGAUCUGGUGAAAGCAGUAGAGGUGAUGAUUCGAGGCAUAUUCCCACUGGUCCCCGCGCAUUGAGACACGAUGCACCUAGUGGACCAGCUUCCAUGAGGCCAAACCAGCAGAAAGGGAAUGAUAGAAAUGCGCAAAGCUCUUCUGCAUCAACUUCCGGAAAUAAAGGAGAGAAACGGGCUUUGCCAGAGGACGCCCAGGCACAGCUUAUCCGACAGAGAUAUAUGGGCGCAGACCAAAGAUCUAGCUUCUCAGCGAAGAAGAAACGGCGGCGAACUACCGAAAGGAAAUUCAACUUUGAAUGGAAUGCGGAAGAGGAUACUAGCCCGGACUACAACCCGUUAUACCAGAACCGCUCCGAGGCGAACUUCUUUGGCCGUGGUCGAUUGGCUGGUUUUGCAGAUGAAGUGGUAGACAACUCGGUGAAAAGGUACGCAAGAGCUUUGGAAGAUAGAGACCUUGAAGCUGGAAGUGCCCGAGCAAGAGAAAUACUAGAGAUGGAAAGACGAAGAAAGGAAGAAAGCGGAAGAAAUGCUAUUGAUGCUCACUGGAGUGAAAAGAAGCUGGAACACAUGCGAGAACGAGAUUGGCGAAUAUUCAAAGAGGAUUUCAACAUUAGCACGAAAGGUGGUGGUUUGCCGAACCCAAUGCGUUCGUGGUCUGAAUCCGGCCUUCCCAAGCGACUUCUUGAGAUUAUUGACUCCGUUGGGUACAAAGACCCGUCGCCUAUCCAGAGAGUCUCCAUACCGAUUGCGCUGCAGAACAGAGAUCUCAUCGGUGUUGCUGUCACCGGUUCCGGUAAAACAGCAGCAUUCCUACUGCCGUUACUCGUCUACAUCUCCUCCCUCCCACGACUAGACGAAUUUGAAUGGCGACGAAACGACGGCCCCUACGCCAUCAUUUUAGCACCAACUCGUGAACUUGCCCAACAGAUCGAGAUAGAGGCUAUGAAGUUUGCGGCACCGCUUAAUUUCAACGUUGUCAGUAUCGUAGGUGGUCACUCUCUCGAAGAACAAGCGUACAAUCUACGCAACGGAGCCGAGAUCAUCAUUGCUACUCCAGGUCGAUUAGUCGACUGUAUUGAGAGACGAAUCCUUGUGCUCAGCCAAUGCUGCUAUGUCAUUAUGGAUGAAGCAGAUAGGAUGAUUGAUCUUGGCUUUGAGGAGCCAGUGAAUAAGAUUCUUGACGCACUUCCAGUAUCGAAUGAAAAACCCGAUACCGAAGAGGCGGAGAAUGCCCAGGCAAUGAGCCAACAUAUUGGUGGCAAGGACCGAUAUAGACAGACAAUGAUGUACACUGCCACCAUGCCUUCAGCUGUUGAAAGGAUAGCACGGAAAUAUCUCCGUCGGCCCGCAAUAGUUACGAUAGGUAACAUUGGCGAAGCAGUCGAUACCGUCGAGCAACGCGUUGAAUUCGUCGCAGGAGAAGACAAGCGUAAGAAACGUCUUGCUGAAAUCCUCACAUCACGCGACUACCGCCCUCCGAUCAUCGUCUUUGUCAAUAUCAAGCGAAACUGUGACGCUGUUGCACGAGAUAUCAAACAUAUGGGCUUCUCAGCCGUCACGUUGCAUGGUUCUAAGACGCAGGAGCAGAGAGAGGCGGCUCUCGCGUCUGUACGCAAUGGAUCAACGGAUGUUUUGGUUGCUACUGAUCUUGCUGGUCGUGGUAUUGACGUUCCAGACGUCAGCUUGGUGGUUAACUUCAAUAUGGCUACCAAUAUUGAAAGUUAUACUCAUCGUAUUGGACGAACCGGUCGUGCAGGGAAGAGUGGUGUUGCUAUCACUUUCCUUGGUAGUGAAGAUAACGAUGUCUUAUACGAUCUUAAACAAAUGCUCAUGAAAUCCUCCAUAUCAAGAGUACCGGAGGAACUACGCAAACAUGAAGCUGCUCAAUCCAAGCCGAUAAGAGGAAUGGGCGCAGCAGGCCAGAAGAAAAUUGAAGAGAGUUCUGGGUUUGCAGGUAAGGGCGGCGGCAGCGGAUGGUAA